UUUUAGCAGGCGGUUUCAACGAAGGAAGGAUACGGAACGAAGGAUAUUGUUACCUGGCAAAGAUGAACGUUUUACACGAAUUAGGACAAAUUGCGCAGCGAACGCUUCGAAGGACCAUCUGCACCACACUCGCACGACGAUCCACAUAUGAAAGCGACGGCAAAACGUCCGUAACGAUUCUCAAUAAGGAGGCCGACGCCGGGCUGAUGAUCAACUCGUACAGUCAGUUUGGUUUUAGACUGAACAACGAAAUGGUAGUUUUGGGUCCAAUGGCGAUCUUUUCCCGGACUGUGCUUUCGUGGAAUGUGGAAAGCUACGAGGACAUAAACGACGCAACGCUCAGCUUGUUCUGUGCCAUCGAGCCAAAGAUCGACGUUUUGGUGGUUGGUAUCGGUGACCAAACCAUAACACCGGCCUUUUCGCGCAAAAUUAUCGACUUCAUGAAGCAGUACAAGAUCAAUGUGGAGGUACUCGGUACCGAGCAGGCUUGUGCUACUUUUAACUUUUUGAACGCCGAAAAUCGCGUCGUGGCGGCCGCGCUCAUCCCUCCGAUCAGCAUUCGUCUGACGGAGGACGAUCUGAUGAGGAAACAGAUAUCGGUUAGCAAAACGUUCGAAGUGUCCGAUAAGUAAACGUUAACACAGAAUCCGUUAGAUCGAUUUGCGAAUGUGUACAUAAUAAAGUUAGAGUUGCCUAGUUGUUAGACACGGAAAAGACGGCUUCGUUCUAUUUAUAUUCUCAAUUACUCACCGGGAUUACUUCCUACACGUGAGCAUUCCCAUACACUCCGUUGUUCGUUUGGGCCGCAAUAAAUGAAUAAAAC
Molecule: messenger RNA, 823 nt
Organism: Anopheles bellator
Lineage: Eukaryota; Metazoa; Arthropoda; Insecta; Diptera; Culicidae
Product: NADH dehydrogenase [ubiquinone] 1 alpha subcomplex assembly factor 3
Exons: 2
Coding region: 63-632 (189 amino acids)
Biological process (GO): mitochondrial respiratory chain complex I assembly
Cellular component (GO): mitochondrial inner membrane
Source: RefSeq, a predicted model, not a curated record